AUGCACCGCAUCCUGCUGCUAAUGGCGGUGCUCACACGGGCCAUUGCACCACAAAUCCUCCGCGUAGUUCACUUGGGUACUGAGCCAUCAGACCUGGACUCGUCCACCGUGCCUCCACCGACCGUCUUCAAGAACACCAUGAAACUACCAACUAGAAUCGUCAAGGGUUCCCGCCAAGGAAAAGUAGAUUCACCAAUGCUCAAUUACAUAUUCGACUCCUACGCUACGAGCAACAAGCAUUUUCACGACAUGUUCAAGCCUCCGUCUUUCGAAGACGAUAUAAAUUCAGAUGAAACUAUUGUCGACGCUGAUACUGGAUCUACAGUCAUGUUAGACUGCCGAGUUACAUCACUAAGAGACAAAACAGUAAGUUGAUAGAUUUUUUUUCACUUCUCUUGCUCAAAAAGUCAGUCAUUAUGCGUAUAUUCUCUUCUUGUGACGCAUCACAAAAAGAGGUUAAUAGAGUAUUUACUUAGUCUGUGA
Messenger RNA from Diatraea saccharalis (sugarcane borer), 483 nucleotides. NCBI's taxonomy places the organism in Eukaryota, Metazoa, Arthropoda, Insecta, Lepidoptera, Crambidae. The record is from the annotation of a GenBank genome assembly.